Messenger RNA from Magallana angulata, 2784 nucleotides. RefSeq lists its product as uncharacterized. Bases 938 to 1897 code for a protein of 319 amino acids. NCBI's taxonomy places the organism in Eukaryota, Metazoa, Mollusca, Bivalvia, Ostreida, Ostreidae. The transcript has 5 exons. The record is from RefSeq and is a predicted model, not a curated record.
UUCGCCCACACCUGACGUGUCUGUGAAUGUAAAAGACCCUGGAUGUGAAGUAAACCGAUCACUCUUCAAUUGUUGACUUCAGUUAAGCAAAGUCUAAAGUUCAGAUUUGCGGUUGGUUUCUUUGGCUAAUUCUCAUGCAUGUUUAAAGUGACUGGAAUUUCUUUCGACUCUGUUACAAUUUCCUAUCUUCUUGUCUGCAUCGGACACCCCUCUCCCCACCUGAAAACCAAUAAAUGAAGGUUGACAGGGGGUCGACAGAAUUAAAUUUAAACCUCCCUGCUUAAAUAAAUUGGGUUACCGACAACGUCCGAAAAAUAAUGCAUGUCUUUUACUAUCGAAUUUCUUUGUCGUUGUUUCGAGAAUAGAAAUUCCAGUGUAGCGUGAAUGGGUCUUUACACAUAGUUAAUUACGGGUCUUCUCGGGGAGGGGAAUGAACAAGGGUCCGUCCAAAAUAUGGCACUUAAUAGAUGAGCCCCGCUUUCUUAUUUGAAUUUGUCCUAUACGAGGGCGCUGUUGAGGACUUAGUGCGAACAGUGAAAAAGUUUAUGCACAGCACUAUACAACUGGGUGACUGAUUCACCUGGUUGGUAUUGAUUCGGCGACAUAAUGUGUGGCGUUAUCUAAAUCCUAGCUGUGAAGUAUUCAUUCUCCGGAAAUUAAACCUAGGUGUUAUUUCUUUGAUGGGAAAACUGGAUUCGACGUAGAUUACAGCAAAUUCCCAUGCGCCUUGAUACCGAGCAAAAGCUGAUCCGUUUUAACGUGGCGAUCGGGAAAGACAUGCGGCUAAGCCACAUUUUAGACUAACCCAAAAAUCUCGGAUCUAAUAUUAUGACAUCUUUGCAGAUGUGGUGGCAGGGAGGACGAUACAAUCGCUUGUUUGUUCUUGUAUGAAAAAAAAUAUCAACAAAAUACAGAAAAAGCAUGACGGAGCGAUAAAAUGGCAGAUGAAUACAGCAUCGUCCCCGUGAAUUCGUCGAAGUGUACUAUGAAUCCGUUGUUCUCCGUCCUGUUUUUGGGCCUGGCUUGUGUGUCCACUAUAUUCCAGAUCCUCGCCUUCAGCACCCACGGAUGGGUCGUCAUGACGGAAUUCCUGACCGACAACUACACGGAAGAUGUCCGCAGUGUGGAGAUUUACACCGGCCUGUGGUAUACAGUUAAAUGUGAAAACGGUGCCUUCAGCUCGGUAACACACCAUGAAGCCUUCAAGGAGGACAUAGCAAAUGGCAAUGAUUUCAAAGAAAUCCAGUACUCUUUGCGCGUCUGGUCACAGGUACUGUGUACCCUGGCACUGCUGGCCUCCAUUCUAGCCGCUGUAUUCUGUGUUCCAUUUCUCUGCAAAACCAGCAGCUUUUUGCGAUAUCAUUUAGUCGUAGUCCUUACUUCUACAAUAUCGUUCUGUUUGCUGUCAGCUGUCGUGUUCAACUGGACGGCGGAAGUAGCGUCAACCAAUAAACUAAAAUUAAACCAAAACCUGACGUUUUACUUCCCUUGGUCUCUUCUACUUGCCGGAUUCGGUGCCUGUGGCAACCUUAUCCUGGACAUUGUUCAUUUCGUUGUGUUGUUUCGCUCCCUUGCUCCUAAUUCGGAGGAUGCGCGCCGUGAGACAUUUCAUCCAAACUCGUACGUUCAGUUAAGACAGAUUUCUCAUGAAACGACCAUUCGAAACGGAUCGUGUGGUGGACACGACUCUCAGUGCAAGAACCAGGUAACCGAGGAGAGAGAGCUAUGUGAUGAUUCGGUGGAGGGGGAGGGGGAGGGAGAAGGGGACAGGGACUCUGUGGAAGAAGGGGACAGGGACUCUGGGGAAGAAGGGGACAGGGACUCUGUGGAAGAAGGGGGCAAGGACUUAGUGGAAGUGGGUGAAGUUGAGCGUGAUUCAGGACCACUAUUCACGUGAAAGUCCAUUGGUGGAAUACUCUAUGAACCAAGUCAAUAUAAAGAAAAUAAAUAUUUGCGUUUAUGACAUGCUUGCUGUUGCAUGUGCUUGCGGUUAUCACAACCGAGACCUUCGCUUUCAGUUUUUGAAACCACUCUAAAACAUGGAAAACUAAACAUGUGCAUAUACAGUGUUAAUUGUUUUAUUUGAAGUGCACACAAACCAUGCAAUGUACUGAAAAGCGUGUUCGUGUGGUGAUGCUAGUAUUGUCUUCAUAUAAUUCAAUGUAAACAAUGUGUUCCUUACAUCUGUCAUAUUUCUCUCCGGGGUUCAAGAACAAAUACUCUUUUCCUUUCUGUGAGCGUUGUCCAAGUCUGGUAGACUGUUUUAGCCGUUAACAAUUGAAAUUGAUAUUAAGAAUUGUGGGAAUUCAUUUUUCUUUAAUACAGAUUUCUUCAGUUAAAGAAUUAGUUGUGAUGCAAAAAUAAUUGUAAGAGAAACAUAUUUUGCAAGAGUCAAGAUUGUGUCCAUGUAUAUCUAAGGUAGGGACCAACUCUUAGUAGACAGAAUAGCACCAUGGUGAAUCUUAUACCGGGUAUUUCGCGUCCUGGUAAACCACCAACAAGAAUUAUAUUAUUUUGAUCAAGUUACCUAGGAAUGAUGUCCCUCCGAUUUUGCUUUGUAUUCUUAAUCCACAUGUCGUGAGAGAAUCUAGGUUUUUUUUAAAAUAUCUUUAUCAAAUGCCAGAAGCAUUCAAUACGUGCUGACAUUUUAUUAUCUCAGCCGCUGAACAGUUUAUCGAUUUUCUGUUCUUUCUGUAAAAAAAAAUACACCAUGCUAGUUGUAUGCCUUUUAUGUGUUCAUAAAAAUGUAUUUUCGAGUAAAAAAUACACGACAUCUUAAAUGUU